AUGUUGGGCGCCAUCGACCUGGCUCAGGAGGCGCUAGGGACACACAAAGCGGCUGGCAUGCAAGUGAACCUCAGGGUACUGGCUAUAUCGCGGACAGCAUUCGCAGCGGACGUUAGGGAGAAACCUUAUCUGUCGCCGAGAAUCGUCUUGAACAUGGGACGAAUCUCUGCUGCACAGAGACUCGAGGCUGUGAAACAACAAGCGCUACAUCUCGGCAUGGGUGCGGCCGAGCGGCUUAGGGAGCUAGAAAAUGGUUCAGCUUGCGCUGCAGGUUUGCCGCCCAACCUGGCACGUGCCUGGUUACUCGGAUUCAGGUGCCGGGUUACAAAGUUCGGCCCCUGGGCGCUGAUCAAGAACUACUGGAGUCGGCACCACACAACCACCGCACCAGAGGCCGAUCAGGAUAGGCUAUGCAUUAGCGGCGGCAAUGCUUGA
This is a messenger RNA of Diaporthe amygdali, 435 nucleotides long. RefSeq lists its product as uncharacterized. The record is from RefSeq and is a predicted model, not a curated record. NCBI's taxonomy places the organism in Eukaryota, Fungi, Ascomycota, Sordariomycetes, Diaporthales, Diaporthaceae. The coding region runs from base 1 to 435 and encodes 144 amino acids. The transcript has 2 exons.